Ahaetulla prasina is the source of this 16320-nucleotide messenger RNA. RefSeq lists its product as uncharacterized. Gene Ontology annotation, molecular function: protein binding. Bases 144 to 15350 code for a protein of 5068 amino acids. The transcript has 32 exons. The record is from RefSeq and is a predicted model, not a curated record. NCBI's taxonomy places the organism in Eukaryota, Metazoa, Chordata, Lepidosauria, Squamata, Colubridae.
UUCCACAGAAAUUCAUUGGAGAACUUGCUUUGAACUCUGUAUCUAUAAAAAGGAGAAGGAACACUGAUUAAAAAUAGAGGGAGAAGAAUUCUCCCUUCUCUUCCUUCUCAAUCAGACCAAGGCUGAUUUCCUGGGCUGAAGAUAUGGCACUGAGGAGACUUCUGUUCCUUUUGGCAGGUUUGGCACAGAUAUAUGGCUUCCAAAGAGGAAGUCCUCGUGGAAAGAAAUUUGUCAUGGCUUUCAUGCAAGACCACCAGAAAUACCAACACAAUCCACCUGACAUUAAAUAUCAGCUGCUCAUCACUGGUCAUCAUCACUCAACUGUUAUCAAAGUGUCAGUAAGCAAGCAUAAGUUCUGGAGAACAUUUGUAAUCAACAAAGGAGUGACAGCAUCACUUAAAAUCCCAAACACAUUUGAGAUGAGUGGAUCAAAUUAUUUCGAUGUGACUGUGUUCAUUGAAGCUAACCAAGACAUUUCAGUCUUUGCCCAGGGUCAGGGAGGGUCUUUGACUGGCACUACUCUUGUGCUCCCAAUCCACCAGCUAGAUAGAGUGUAUCAUGUGGUAACUCCAAAUGAUAGCAACACAGAUGGUUUCAAGGAAUUUGCCAUUGUAGCUCAGGAAACUGCCACUGAUGUUGACAUUUCCCUAAAAGGAGAUGUGCUAUUCAAUGGACAGGCUUAUCCUGCAGGGAGUAAACUUUCUGUUAAUCUUGAGGCAUUCCAAGCACUUCAGCUGCAAAGCUCAGAUGAUUUAUCAGGUACCAGAAUUGAAUCAAAAGAACCCGUGGCUGUCUUCAGCGGACACAGCUGUAUUACGAAAGACAAUGCCUGCCACCAGGUUUUUGAACAGCUGCUGCCCAGUUCAAACUGGGGCGCCUUCUUCAUUGUUCCUAUACUCCCUUUCCAAAACAGGGAUGGCAUACUGUAUAUAACAGCUUCCCAAAACACUUAUCUCAAAUACCAACAUGGGGAUGUGCUCAGCUCCCAGACCCUGGAAUCUGGAGCAGUCAUGCAGCUAAACAAAUAUUCUUCUGAGUCAGUUUCUAUUUCUGCCAGUGCUAGAAUCCAGGUGCUUUACUUCUCUACUGGUGGUGAAAGUCAAGGCCAUGGACCAUUGCUAGUCAAUAUUCCAGCGGUUACAAGCUUUUGCAGAUCAUAUCAUCUUCUUUACAUGAAGCAGUUGGAUAAUUAUGCUAUCAUCGUAGCCAAAACCUCCGAUCCCAGUGGAAUCAGAAUUCAGAGGAAGACCUUUGCAAAAAGCGAGUGGAAAUCAGUCCCAGACACAGAAUACUAUUGGACUGAAUACAGCUUGGCUAGAGGAGGAGGUACUCUUUCUUCAGUGGGUCUUGGAGUUCCACUUGGGGUCUUCAUCCUUGGAUUUUCACAGAAUGAUGGCUAUGGCUCACAGGACCAUUGUACCUCCUCUAUGACCUGUCCAGCCAACAGUCACUAUGAGGUCUGCGCUGACACUUGCUCCAACCACUGUACCAACGUCACAGAUGCUGAGCCAUGUCCAGAGACCUGCACGGAGGGCUGCCAGUGUGAUGAUGGGUUUUUAUUGGAUGGCGUCGAUUGCAUUCCCAAAGAAAACUGUGGGUGCUUCAGCAACGGACACUAUUAUCAACGCAACGAGAUGGUUCUGUUGAAUGCUUGCAAGCAGCAAUGUACUUGCAUCCCAGGUGAGGGGCUGACCUGUACUGACCACAGCUGUGCCGCUCAGGAGACCUGUGAGUCCCAAGAAGGAGUCAUGAGAUGUGUUCAGAAAGGAACUUGUCAUGUAAGUUCCCGGGGGAAGAGUUUUGUUACCGCCUUCAUGCAGAAUUACAAACCUGGGCAAUCUGGUCAAAAGCUUGAACUGUAUAUCUCUGGAUAUAAUUUUGCCACAAAUAUUACAGUGUCAACAAGCAAUAGGAUACUACACAGAACCAUCAAUGAAGGAGAAGUCAUUUCCAUUCCAUUACCACAGUCCUUAGAAAUGGUGGGGAGUGACAAAUUUAAAAAGGCGGUGCUGAUUGAAGCUGACCAAGACAUUUCUGUCAUCUCCUACAACUAUAUACCUAAAACAAGUGAUGGAACAAUCACUUAUCCUAUCCAACAGCUGGGACAGUUAUAUUAUGUGGUCACCCCCACAGGAAAUGGCACAAAAGAAUUUGCUAUCAUAGCCCACGAGGAUCUCACAACAGUGACCAUCCAUCUGAAAGGCACUGUGACGUACAAAAGCAAGCUUUACCGUCCUGGGUCCAUCUUUGUGACUAACCUCAAGGCCUUUGAAGCAAUUCAGCUGCAAAGUGCAGACGAUUUAUCAGGCACCAGGAUUGAAUCGACCAAACCUGUGGCUGUGUUGAGUGGACAUACCUGCGUUUCCAAAUUCACAGCCUGUGAUCAUGUUGUUGAGCAGCUCCUGCCAGUUCAGAGUUGGGGAACCACCUUCAUCGUCCCUCCUCUUCCUUUCCAGACACAGUAUGAUAUUGCGUACAUUGUUUCUGCAGAGAACACUUUACUCAAAUAUCAAUCCGGCUCCAAAACAGAAUCCCAUACUCUGGUGGCUGGAGAAGUGGUUCAACUUGAGAUCCUGACCUCUCAACCACUUUUGAUCUCUGCUGAUGCUAGAAUCCAAGUCCUUUUUUUUUUUACUGGUGCCAAAAGAAGAGACAAUUUCUAUGACCCUUUCCUCAUGAACAUCCCUGCCACAACAUGCUAUUGCAAUUCAUACCGCAUUUAUGGAAUGAAGAACUUCACAAAUCAUGCCAUGAUUAUAGCCAAAUCAUCAGAGUCUGGUAGGAUCAAAUGGGAAGAACAGACCAUCCAGUGGACACAGAUCCCAGGCACUGAAUAUUCAUGGGCUGAACAAGAUGUGGAGAUAACAGAUCAUGCCCAGCAAGUGGAACACGAGAACUCUCCAUUUGGACUUUUUGUCUUUGGAGGUGGUAAAUCUGAUGGCUAUGGUACUGCUGCUCUUUGUUCUUCAGUUGCAAGCUGCCCAGUCAACAGCCAUUACAGGGUGUGUGCCAACCUGUGCCCCACUACUUGUGCCAAGAUCAAUGACCCUGAUCCAUGCCCAGACACCUGUACAACAGGAUGCCAGUGUGAUGCCGGCUUCUUCUUUGAUGGCCUUUCCUGUGUUUCUGUGGAAAGCUGUGGCUGUUCCCAAGAUGGACAUUACUACAAGCCCCAUGAGACAGUUCUGCUGAACAAAUGCCAGGAAAAAUGUACUUGUGUCCCCGGUCAAGGGCUCCUAUGUGAGGCCUACUCUUGUGCCUCUGAUGAAACCUGCAGCCUUCAAGAGGGAGUCCAGUCCUGUGUUAAGGGUACCUGUAAUGUAAGUUCCCGGGGGAAGAAAUUUCUUACCGCCUUCAUGUUCAAUUAUUACAAUUAUGAGACUAAAAAACUGCUGCUGUACGUCUCUGGAUAUCAUCCUGCAACAAAUAUUACAGUGUCAACAAACAGUGGGAAAAUACAUAAAACCAUUAGUGAAGGAGAACUUGCUUCCAUUGAAUUACCACUGUCUUUAGAAAUGGAGGGGAGUGACAUCUAUAAUAAGUCGGUGCUGAUUGAAGCUGACCAAGACAUUUCGGUCUCCGCCUAUAGUGAUGUAUCUGGUUCAGUUGGUGGUACACUUAUCUAUCCCAUUGACCAGCUGGGACAGCUUUAUUAUGUGAUCACCCCAACAGAAGAGUCAUCUUAUAAAUUAAAAGAGUUUGCGGUUGUAUCUCAUGAGGAUCCCACAUCAGUAACCAUCCACCUAAAAGGCACCGUAACUUUCAAAAAUGUAGUUUACCCUGCUGGGUCCACCUUGGUGACUGACCUCAAGGCCUUUGAAGCAAUUCAACUUCAAAGCACAGAAGAUUUAUCAGGUACCAGGAUUGAAUCAACCAAACCUGUGGCUGUCUUGAGUGGACAUAUAUGCGCGGUCAAGUUCACAUACUGUGAUCAUGUUGUUGAGCAGCUCCUGCCAGUUCAGAGCUGGGGAACUACCUUCAUCGUCCCUCCUGUUCCUUUCCAGACACAAUAUGAUAUUGCAUAUAUUGUUUCUGCAGAGAACACUUUACUCAAAUAUCAGUCUAGCUCCAAGGAAGAAACCCAUACUCUUGUGGCUGGAGAAGUCUUCAAGCUUGAAGUCCUGAGCUCUCAACCACUUUUGAUCUCUGCUGAUGCUGGAAUUCAAAUCCAUCUAUUUUUUACUGGUUCCAGCAGUAGAGGCUAUUCCCAUGACUCCUUCCUCGUGAAUAUCCCUGCCAUAACAUGCUAUUGCAAUUCAUACCAUAUUUAUGGAAAGAAGGGCUUCAGAAAUCAUGCCAUGAUCAUAGCCAAAUCAUCAGAAUCCAGGGGCAUCACAAUGGAAGGCAGGACGAUCGGAUGGACACAGAUCCCAGGCAGCGAAUAUUCAUGGGCUGAAGAAGAUGUGGAGAUAACAGAUCGUGCCCUGUCAGUGGAACACGAGAACUCUCCAUUUGGACUUUUCAGCUUUGGAGGUAGUAGUUAUACUGGCUAUGGUACUGCUGCUCUUUGUUCUUCAGUAGUUCCAAGCUGCCCAGUCAACAGCCAUUUCAGGGUGUGUGCCAACCUGUGCCCCACUACCUGUGCCAAGAUCAAUGACCCUGAUCCAUGCCCAGACACCUGUGUGAAAGGAUGCCAGUGUGAUGCCGGCUUCUUCUUUGAUGGCCUUUCCUGUGUUUCUGUGGAAAGCUGUGGCUGUUCCCAAGAUGGACACGACUAUGAGCCCCAUGAGAUAGUUCUGCUGAAUACAUGCCAGAAAAAGUGUAUUUGCGUCCCUGGUCAAGGGCUCCUAUGUGAGGUCCACUCUUGUGCCGCUGAUGAAACCUGCAGCCUUCAAGAGGGAGUCCAGUCCUGUGUGAAGGGAAAGUGUAAUAUAAGUUCCCGGGGGAAGAAAUUUGUUACUGCUUUCAUGGAGAAUUAUUUUGCUGGUACAUCAGAUAAAAAACUUGAGCUAUACUUCUCUGGAUAUCAUCUUGCAACAAAUAUUACAGUGAUAACAAACAGUGGGAAAAUAUACAGAACCAUUAACGAAGGAGAAAUCAUUUCCAUUGAAUUUCCACCGUCCUUAGAAAUGGGGGGGAGUGACAUCUUUGAUAAGGUGGUACUGAUUGAAGCUGAUCAAGAUAUUUCGGUCUUCUCCUCUAGUUAUGGAUCCAAAACAAGUGGUGGUACAUUUAUCUAUCCCAUUGACCAGCUGGGACAGUUAUAUUAUGUGGUCACCCCAACAGAAGAGUCAUCUUAUAAGUUAAAAGAGUUUAUUGUUGUAGCUCAUGAGAAUCUCACAUCAGUAACCAUCCACCUAAAAGGCACCAUAACAUUCAAAAACGUAGUUUACCCUGCUGGGUCCAUCUUUGUGACUGACCUCAAGGCCUUUGAAGCAAUUCAACUUCAAAGCACAGAAGAUUUAUCAGGCACCAGAAUUGAGUCGACCAAACCUGUGGCUGUCUUGAGUGGACAUAUCUGUGCUACAAAAUUUGCAGGGGCUGACUAUGUUGUGGAGCACCUCCUGCCAGUUCCAUGCUGGGGAAGCACCUUCAUUGUCCCUCCUCUUCCUUUCCAAACAAAAUAUGAUAUUGCAUAUAUUGUUUCUGCAGAGAACACUUUAGUCAAAUAUCAGUCUAGCUCCAAGGAAGAAUCCCGUACUCUCGUGGCUGGAGAAGUCCUCAAACUUGAGGUCCUGAGCUCUCAACCACUUUUUAUCUCCGCUGAUGCUGGAAUCCAAGUCCAUCUGUUUUUUACUGGUGCUAAAAAAGGAGGCUAUUCCUAUGACUCCUUCCUCAUGAAUAUCCCUGCCAUAACAAGCUAUUGCAAUUCAUACCAUAUUUAUGGAGUGAAUGGCUUCAUAAAUCAUGCCAUGCUUAUAGCCAAAUCAUCAGAAUCCAGUAGGAUCACAAAGGAUGGAAGGUCGAUCCAGUGGACAGAGAUCCCAGGCAGCGAAUAUUCAUGGGCUGAAGAAGAUGUGGAGGUAACAGAUCGUGCCCUGUCAGUGGAACACGAGAACACUCCGUUCGGACUUUUCGUCUUUGGAGGUGGCGACUAUCAUGGCUAUGGUAGUGCUGCUGUUUGUUCUUCUGUCCCAAUAUCCUGCCCUGAGAACAGCCAUUAUGAAGCCUGCGGAAAUGCCUGUCCAGCAACCUGCUCUGACCGUUCUGCUCCCAGCACCUGUAAAAACACCUGUGCACAAAUCUGCCAGUGUGACGAAGGCUUUGUCCGCAGUGGUGAGAAGUGUGUUCCGGUGGACACCUGCAAUUGCAUUUACCAAGGUGUGACCUAUAAGGCAGGGGAAGAGUUCUGGGGAGAUAAAUUCUGCCAGAGUCAUUGCAAGUGUGAUGCUAAAUUAGGCAAAGCUGUAUGCCAAAAGUCUUCUUGCAAGGGCAAGACAAAAUGCAGCAUGGUCAAUGGUGUCCAGGGAUGCCAUGCUGUCAGUUACAGGACCUGCAUAGGAACCGGAGACCCUCACUAUACAACCUUUGAUGGGAAGAAAUACGAUUUCAUGGGAACCUGCAUUUACCAAAUGGCUGGGCUCUGCUCCAAGGAUCCUUCUCUUACACCAUUUUUGGUCACCGUGGAAAAUAACCACCGAGGCAACAAGGCAGUGUCCUACACCAAAGUGGUGACCCUGGAGGUCUACAACUUUACCAUCAGUAUGAGCCAAGAGUUUCCUCAAAAGAUCCAGGUCAAUGGCAUCUAUGUGGAACUACCCUUCUCCUAUGAAAACAAACUGAGCAUCUACCAGAGUGGAGUUCACGGCUUCAUCAAGACAGACUUUAAUCUGCGUGUCAGCUUUGACUGGUACAGCUAUGCCAGGGUCAUCGUUCCCGACUCUUAUGCCAAUGCACUCUGUGGCCUCUGUGGUAAUGCCAAUGAAGAUCAAAAUGAUGACUUUCUCAUGAAAGAUGGAACACAAGCAGAGGAUGAAAUUCAAUUUGCAAACAGCUGGAAGCUGAAAGAUAUUCCUGGCUGCUCUUCUGGGUGCACCAAAAAUUGCCCAGUGUGCAGUGAUGCUGAUAAACGAACCUACCAGGGUCCAUCCUACUGUGGGAUUCUUACAAGAAAGAGUGGGCCUUUCAGGCAAUGUCAUGAUGCCAUUGAUCCUCAAUCUUAUUUCGAUGAUUGUGUCUAUGACACCUGCGUAUACCAAGGUCACCAUGAGGCCCUCUGUAGUGCCAUCAGCUCCUACGUGACAGCAUGUCAAGCUCAAGGCAUCCAAGUUGAGGAGUGGAGAUCACCUUCAUUCUGCAGUAUUUCUUGCCCACUUAAUACCCACUAUGAGCUCUGUGGCAGUGGUUGUCCAGCCACAUGCAAGAGCCUCAUCUCACCGCAGAAGUGUGAUGUUCCAUGCCUGGAAGGAUGUUUUUGUGACUCUGGAUUUAUCCGCAGUGGGGAUCAGUGUGUUUCAAAGGCCAAAUGUGGCUGUUUCGAUCAAGGCCGAUACUAUAAGCUGGGAGAAGAGUUUUAUCCCACCACUUCCUGCCAGAAAAAGUGCAUCUGCAUGGAUAACGCAGCCAUAGAAUGUCAAAAGUUCUCUUGUGGAGCUCAUGAGGAAUGCAAGAUUGUAAAGGGCGUCCAAGGCUGCCACCCCUUAGGCUAUGGAAAGGCCAUUGCACUGGGUGACCCUCAUUUCAUUUCCUUUGACGGAAGGCAUUUUGAACUCUACGGCUCCUGUACUUACUCCUUAGCUCAAGUCUGCCAGCACAACCCUCAGCUCCAGAACUUCACUGUGUGGGUAGAGAAUGAGAAGCUUGGUGAUGGUCCUUUAGUUCUAAUCCACAAUCUGAAAGUCUUCAUUCAUGGUUAUACAAUCACCCUUCAGAGGGGAGUAAUGUGGCAGGCAAUGGUAGAUGGACAGUUGUAUACCCUGCCAAUGAAUGCAGCUGAUGGGAAAUUCUGGAUCACCCAAGAAGGGAACAAUAUCUUCAUCUACACAACCUUUGGCCUCACAGUCCUAUAUGAUACUUCUUCAUAUGUUCAGGUUUCUGUUCCCAGUACUUACAGGGGUCAUAUGUGUGGCCUGGCUGGCAACUUCAAUGGUGAUCCGAAGGAUGACUUCAUGCUACCUAAUGGAAAACUCACUGAAAAUGUGGAAGAAUUUGCGGCUUCUUGGAAGGUCCCUGUGAAUGGUGUAAUUUGUUCUGAUGGCUGCGGGGACAAAUGUCCCAUCUGCAACAAAGCCCAAAAGACAAAAUAUGAAGCUGAGAACUUCUGUGGAAUGAUCCCAUCCAAGACAGGUCCAUUCAUAGACUGCCAUUCAUUGGUGAACCCUGAACAAUAUUUUGAACACUGUUUGAAUGAGGCCUGUACAACCAAUGAGGUUCAAGAAUCCCUUUGUCGAAGUCUUCAAGCCUAUGUAGCAGCUUGCCAGGCAUCUGGCGCCAAAAUUAGAGCCUGGAGAAGUUCUUCCUUCUGCCCUCUCACCUGUCCGGCCCACAGCCACUAUGAGCCAUGUACCAGAACUUGUGAUUCCACCUGUGCCGCCUUAUCUACUCCAAGUCAGUGCUCAGGGAACUGCUUUGAAGGCUGUCAGUGUGAUGAGGACUAUGUGUUUGAUGGAUCUCAGUGUGUAACCAUGAAGCAAUGUGGCUGCACUUAUGGUGGAGCCUACCUCAAGAUUGGUGAGCACAUUUACUCGAAGGGCUGCACAAAAAAAUGCACCUGCCAGUCAGCAGGGCAGCUCCAGUGUGAAGAAAGCAGCUGCCAGCUUGGAGAGAUGUGUGCCCUUCGGGAAGGCCUGCGUGGCUGCGUGACGCUGGAAGCUCAAUGCAAGCUCACUGCCCAAGCGCAGAUCACUUCUUUCGAUGGUGCCUCCGGGAGAUAUUCCUGCAGUGGAGUCUACGAAAUUGCUUCUCUUUGUGACCAGAACUCUGCCUCCUGGUUCAGGCUGCUAGCGAGCAUUGAAAAGGAGUAUACAAAGGAGAUGAUGGUUGGAAAAUCUAUCUUCUUUUACUUUCAAGGUGGAUUCAUCCAGAUUAUAAACCGAGAAAGGUUUUGGGUAAAUGGUCAGAAAGUAACACUGCCAUAUGAGAACAGCCCUGUGUCCAUGAGGAAAAUUCAAGAUAAAAUUAUUAUUGACCAUGAUUCUCAAGUGCAAGUUUAUCUCCAUCCUGACGGGAUGGUGACAAUGGCAGCCAAGGAGACCCUCAGAGGGAAGCUAUGUGCCACCUGUGGAAACUUCAACAGAGACCAUUUAGAUGACUUGAAGUUGGCCAGUGGAGAGGGAACAAAUAAUUUUGAUGAAGUACUCAAGUCCUGGGAGGCGGAAGAUUUCCUUAGGGAAGGCUCUUUCUUCUCAGUCAGACUAAGGCUGAUUUCCUGGGCUGAAGGUAUGGCACUGAGGAGACUUCUGUUCCUUUUGGCAGGUUUGGCACAAAUAUGUGACUCCCAAAGAGGAAAUCCUCGUGGAAAGAAAUUUGUCGUGGCUUUCAUGCAAGACCACCAGAACUACCAACACAUUCCAUUUAACAUUAAAUAUCAGCUGCUCAUCACUGGUCAUCAUCACUCAACUGUUAUCAAAGUGUCAGUAAGCAAGCAUAAGUUCUUAAGAACAUUUGUAAUCGACAAAGGAGUGACAGCAGCAGUUAAAAUCCCAAACACAUUUGAGAUGAGUGGAUCAAAUUAUUUCGAUGUGACUGUGUUCAUUGAAGCUAACCAAGACAUUUCAGUCUUUGCCCAGGGUCAGGAAGGGUCUUCAGUUGGCACUACUCUUGUGCUCCCAUUCCACCAGCUAGGCAGAGUGUAUCAUGUGGUAACUCCAAAUGAUAGCAACACAGAUGGUUUCAAGGAAUUUGCCAUUGUAGCUCAGGAAACUGCCACUGAUGUCGACAUUUCCCUAAAAGGAGAUGUGCUAUUCAAUGGACAGGCUUAUCCUGCAGGAAGUAAACUUUCUGUUAACCUUGAGGCAUUCCAAGCACUUCAGCUGCAAAGCUCAGAUGAUUUAUCAGGUACCAGAAUUGAAUCAAAAGAACCCGUGGCUGUCUUCAGCGGACACAAUUGUAUUACGAAAGACAAUGCCUGCCACCAGGUUUUUGAACAGCUGCUGCCCAGUUCAAGCUGGGGCACCUUCUUCAUUGUUCCUAUACUCCCUUUCCAAAACAGGGAUGGCACACUGUAUAUAACAGCUUCCCAAAACACUUAUCUCAAAUACCAACAUGGGGAUGUGCUCAGUUCCCAGACCCUGGAAUCUGGAGAAGUCAUGCAGCUAAACAAAUAUUCUUCUGAGUCAGUUUCUAUUUCUGCCAGUGCUAGAAUCCAGGUGCUUUACUUCUCUACUAGUAGUGAAAGCCAAGGCCAUGGUCCAUUGCUACUCAAUAUUCCAGCGGUUAUAAGCUUUUGCAGAUCAUAUGAUCUUCCUUACAUGAAGCAGUUGGAUAAUUAUGCUAUCAUCGUAGCCAAAACCUCUGAUCCCAGUGGAAUCAGCAUUCAGAGGAAGACCUUUGCAAAAAGUGAGUGGAAAUCAGUCCCAGACACAGAAUACUAUUGGACUGAAUACAGCUUGGCUAGAGGAGGAGGUACUCUUUCUUCAGAGGGUCUUCGUGUUCCACUUGGGGUCUUCAUCCUUGGAUUUUCACAGAAUGAUGGCUAUGGCUCACAGGACCAUUGUACCUCCUCUAUGAUCUGUCCAGCCAACAGUCACUAUGAAGUCUGCGCUGACACUUGCUCCAACCACUGUACCAACGUCACAGAUGCUGAGCCAUGUCCAGAGACCUGCACGGAGGGCUGCCAGUGUGAUGAUGGGUUUUUAUUGGAUGGCGUCGAUUGCAUUCCCAAAGAAAACUGUGGGUGCUUCAGCAACGGACACUAUUAUCAACGCAACGAGAUGGUUCUGUUGAAUGCUUGCAAGCAGCAAUGUACUUGCAUCCCAGGUGAGGGGCUGACCUGUACUGACCACAGCUGUGCCGCUCAGGAGACCUGUGAGUCCCAAGAAGGAGUCAUGAGAUGUGUUCAGAAAGGUACCUGUAAUGUAAGUUCCCGAGGGAAGAAAUUUCUUACCGCCUUCAUGUUCAAUUUUUUCAAUUACCAGACUAAAAAACUGGAGCUGUACAUCUCUGGAUAUUAUCCUGCAACAAAUAUUACAGUGUCAACAAACAGUGGGAAAAUACAUAGAACCAUUAAUGAAGGAGAACUCGCUUCCAUUGAAUUACCAGUGUCUUUAGAAAUGGAGGGGAGUGACAUCUAUAAUAAGUCGGUGCUGAUUGAAGCUGACCAAGAUAUUUCGGUCUCCUCCUAUACUGAUUUCUCUGUUUCAGUUGGUGGUACACUUAUCUAUCCCAUUGACCAAUUGGGACAGUUAUAUUAUGUGAUCACCCCAACAGAAGAUUUAUUUCUAAAUUUAAAAGAGUUUGCGGUUGUAGCUCAUGAGGAUCCUACAUCAGUAACCAUCCACCUAAAAGGCACCGUAACUUUCAAAAAUGUAGUUUACCCUGCUGGGUCCACCUUGGUGACUGACCUCAAGGCCUUUGAAGCAAUUCAACUUCAAAGCACAGAAGAUUUAUCAGGUACCAGGAUUCAAUCGACCAAAGCUGUGGCUGUCUUGAGUGGACAUAUAUGCGCGGUCAAGUUCACACUCUGUGAUCAUGUUGUGGAGCAGCUCCUGCCAGUUCCAUGCUGGGGAAGCACCUUCAUUGUUCCUGGUCUUCCUUUCCAGACACAAUAUGAUAUUGCAUAUAUUGUUUCUGCAGAGAACACUUUAGUCAAAUAUCAGUCUAGCUCCAAGGAAGAAUCCCGUACCCUCGUGGCUGGAGAAGUCCUCAAACUUGAGGUUCUGAGCUCUCAGCCACUUUUGAUCUCUGCUGAUGCUGGAAUCCAAGUCCAUCUGUUUUUUACUGGUGCUAAAAAAGGAGGCUAUUUCUAUGACUCCUUCCUCAUGAAUAUCCCUGCCAUAACAAGCUAUUGCAAUUCAUACCAUAUUUAUGGAGUGAAGGGCUUCAUAAAUCAUGCCAUGUUUAUAGCCAAAUCAUCAGAAUCCAGUAGGAUCACAAAGGAUGGAAGGCCGAUCCAGUGGACACAGAUCCUAGGCACCGAAUAUUCAUGGGCUGAAGAAGAUGUGGAGGUAACAGAUCGUGCCCUGUCAGUGGAACACGAGAACACUCCGUUCGGACUUUUUGUCUUUGGAGGUGGUGACUAUCGUGGCUAUGGUAGUGCUGCUGUUUGUUCUUCUGUCCCAAUAUCCUGCCCUGAGAACAGCCAUUAUGAAGCCUGCGGAAUUGCCUGUCCAGCAACCUGCUCUGACCGUUCUGCUCCCAGCACCUGUAAAAACACCUGUGCACAAAUCUGCCAGUGUGACGAAGGCUUUGUCCGCAGUGGUGAGAAGUGUGUUCCGGUGGACACCUGCAAUUGCAUUUACCAAGGUGUGACCUAUAAGGCAGGGGAAGAGUUCUGGGGAGAUGAAGAUUGCCAGAGUCAUUGCAAGUGUGAUGCCAAAUUAGGCAAAGCUGUAUGCCAAAAGUCUUCUUGCAAGGGCAAGACAAAAUGCAGCAUGGUCAAUGGUGUCCGGGGAUGCCAUGCUGUCAGUUACAGGACCUGCAUAGGAACCGGAGACCCUCACUAUACAACCUUUGAUGGGAAGAAAUACAAUUUCAUGGGAACCUGCAUUUACCAAAUGGCCGGGCUCUGCUCCAAGGAUCCUUCCCUUACACCAUUUUUGGUCACCGUGGAGAAUAACCACCGAGGCAACAAGGCGGUGUCCUUCACCAAAGUGGUGACCCUGGAGAUCUACAACUUUACCAUCAGUAUGAGCCAAGAGUUUCCCCAAAAGAUCCAGGUCAAUGGCAUCUAUGUGGAACUACCCUUCUCCUAUGAAAACAAACUGAGCAUCUACCAGAGUGGAGUUCACGGCUUCAUCAAGACAGACUUUAAUCUGCGUGUCAGCUUUGACUGGUACAGCUAUGCCAGGGUCAUCGUUCCCGACUCUUAUGCCAAUGCACUCUGUGGCCUCUGUGGUAAUGCCAAUGAAGAUCAAAAUGAUGACUUUCUCAUGAAAGAUGGAACACAAGCAGAGGAUGAAAUUCAAUUUGCAAACAGCUGGAAGCUGAAAGAUAUUCCUGGCUGCUCUUCUGGGUGCACCAAAAAUUGCCCAGUGUGCAGUGAUGCUGAUAAACGAACCUACCAGGGUCCAUCCUACUGUGGGAUUCUUACAAGAAAGAGUGGGCCUUUCAGGCAAUGCCAAGAUGCCAUUGAUCCUCAAUCUUAUUUCGAUGAUUGUGUCUAUGACACCUGCGUAUACCAAGGUCACCAUGAGGCCCUCUGUAGUGCCAUCAGCUCCUACGUGACAGCAUGUCAAGCUCAAGGCAUCCAUGUUGAGGAAUGGAGAUCACCCUCCUUCUGCAGUAUUUCUUGCCCACCUAAUACCCACUAUGAGCUCUGUGGCAGUAGUUGUCCAGUCACAUGCAAGAGCCUCAUCUCACCGCAGAAGUGUGAUGUUCCAUGCCUGGAAGGAUGUUUUUGUGACUCUGGAUUUAUCCGCAGUGGGGAUCAGUGUGUUUCAAAGGCCAAAUGUGGCUGUUUUGAUCAAGGCCGAUACUACAAGCUGGGAGAAGAGUUUUAUCCCACCACUUCCUGCCAGAAAAAGUGCAUCUGCAUGGAUAACGCAACCAUAGAAUGUCAAAAGUUCUCUUGUAGAGCUCAUGAGGAAUGCAAGAUUGUAAAGGGCGUCCAAGGCUGCCACCCCUUAGGCUAUGGAAAGGCCAUUGCACUGGGUGACCCUCAUUUCAUUUCCUUUGACGGAAGGCAUUUUGAACUCUACGGCUACUGUACUUACACCUUAGCUCAAGUCUGCCAGCACAACCCUCGGCUCCAGAACUUCACUGUGUGGGUAGAGAAUGAGAAGCUUGGUGAUGGUCCUUUAGUUCUAAUCCACAAUCUGAAAGUCUUCAUUCAUGGUUAUACAAUCACCCUUCAGAGGGGAGUAAUGUGGCAGGCAAUGGUGGAUGGACAGUUGUAUACCCUGCCAAUGAAUGUAGCUGAUGGGAAAUUCUGGAUCACCCAAGAAGGGAACAACAUCUUCAUCUACACAACCUUUGGCCUCACGGUCCUAUAUGAUACUUCUGCAUAUGUUCAGGUUUCUGUUCCCAGUACUUACAGGGGUCAUAUGUGUGGCCUGGCUGGCAACUUCAAUGGUGAUCCGAAGGAUGACUUUAUGCUACCUAAUGGAAAACUCACUGAAAAUGUGGAAGAAUUUGCGGCUUCUUGGAAGGUCCCUGUGAAUGGUGUAAUUUGUUCUGACGGCUGCGGGGACAAAUGUCCCAUCUGCAACAAAGCCCAAAAGACAAAAUAUGAAGCUGAGAACUUCUGUGGAAUGAUCCCAUCCAAGACAGGUCCAUUCAUAGACUGCCAUUCAUUGGUGAACCCUGAACAAUAUUUUAAACACUGUUUGAAUGAGGCCUGUACAACCAAUGAGGUUCAAGAAUCUCUUUGUCGAAGUCUUCAAGCCUAUGUAGCAGCUUGCCAGGCAUCUGGCGCCAAAAUUAGAGCCUGGAGAAGUUCUUCCUUCUGCCCUCUCACCUGUCCGGCCCACAGCCACUAUGAGCCAUGUACCAGAACUUGUGAUUCCACCUGUGCCGCCUUAUCUACUCCAAGUCAGUGCUCAGGGAACUGCUUUGAAGGCUGUCAGUGUGAUGAGGACUAUGUGUUUGAUGGAUCUCAGUGUGUAACCAUGAAGCAAUGUGGCUGCACUUAUGGUGGAGCCUACCUCAAGAUUGGUGAGCACAUUUACUCGAAGGGCUGCACAAAAAAAUGCACCUGCCGGUCAGCAGGGCAGCUCCAGUGUGAAGAAAGCAGCUGCCAGCUUGGAGAGACGUGUGCCCUUCGGGAAGGCCUGCGUGGCUGCGUGACGCUGGAAGCUCAAUGCAAGCUCACUGCCCAAGCACAGAUCACUUCUUUCGAUGGUGCCUCCGGGAGAUAUUUCUGCAGUGGAGUCUACGAAAUCGCUUCUCUUUGUGACCAGAACUCUGCCUCCUGGUUCAGGCUGCUAGCGAACAUUGAAAAGGAUUAUACAAAGGAGAUGAUGGUUGGAAAAUCUAUCUUCUUUUACUUUCGAGGUGGAUCCAUUCAGAUUAUAAACCGAGAAAGGUUUUGGAUAAAUGGUCAGAAAAUAACGCUGCCAUAUGAGAACAGCCCUGUGUCCAUGAGGAAAAUUCAAGAUAAAAUUAUUAUUGACCAUGAUUCUCAAGUGCAAGUUUAUCUCCAUCCUGACGGGAUGGUGACAAUGGCAGCCAAGGAGACCCUCAGAGGGAAGCUAUGUGCCACCUGUGGAAACUUCAACAAAGACCAUUUAGAUGACUUGAAGUUGGCCAGUGGAGAGAGAACAAAUAAUUUUGAUGAAGUACUCAAGUCCUGGGAGGCGGAAGAUUUCCUUUAAAUUGCUUCUAGAUUGUUCCAUCUGUGCUUGCGAACUGAUGUAACAGCUAAGCACAAGGGAAGCCUAACAUUUUGUGUAGCAUAUGCUCAAAUACUUGUUUAGAAGAAGCAGAUCUGGAUCUUCCAGAGUCUCAGCUUUUCUUUGAAGGUCAUCUCUGAACCUCCUUCAAAAGUGACAUUUCAGAAUCUCUAAAUUCAUGAAUAAACUUUCAAUGGAACAGACAACUUGAUUAAUUUCUACAUUUUGGAGGAACUAAUGUUAGCCUCACUAGGAAGAUCAGACCAGGAAAUCACAAGAAAGCUGAAACCACUAUUAUUGAGACGAGCUAUAGCAGUAGAAUCUUGCAAAUCUAACUCUGCUGUAUGUCCUCCCACUUCUUAUACUUCAAGGAAUUAGAGAAAUAUCUGCCUGAAACACUUCAGAACGUAAUCUUUCUUCUCAGGAUUUCAUCUCCUUUUGCCUAGGUUAACAAUUAUGCUUUACAUCAUGUGCCUUAGCUGCAAGAAUGCAUUUGUUUAUGGUUGAAUAUAUUGUGCAAAUGCAGAAAAUGAAAUAAUCCAGUAAAGAAGUUAAAUGUGUUAUGUGAAUUCAGGCUAUAAGUUAUCAUUAUGAGUGGAAUAUGCUGGAGAACAAACUACCCACCUGCAUUUUUAAGCUUAGCCUGCGGACAUAGUGAAGUCGAACCAAGGUACACUUAAUUCAACCUCCAGCAAAGAUUGGUGGGAAAACAUUACUCAUCACACUAGAUAAUCAUAAAAGUAGUUUAGGCAAUUGCAGGGCUGACUGCAAAUUGCUCAUAAGCUUUGUCCUCCCUAUAUUCCUCCCACCCAAAGUUCCCACCUAAAUUGCAACUUUCCUUUUGUUUAAUAUUUAAAACGCUUGCUUGUGCAGCACGAAAUAUUACAAUAACCCUGUGCACUAAUUCAUUCAGAGAUUUAACUAUUGCAAAUGUGAAGGAGAAACAACUAAG